Pseudogymnoascus destructans is the source of this 1975-nucleotide messenger RNA. RefSeq lists its product as uncharacterized. The transcript is spliced from 2 exons. Gene Ontology annotation, molecular function: histone acetyltransferase activity. Gene Ontology annotation, biological process: regulation of DNA-templated transcription. The coding region runs from base 356 to 1639 and encodes 427 amino acids. Lineage: Eukaryota; Fungi; Ascomycota; Leotiomycetes; Thelebolales; Thelebolaceae. The record is from RefSeq and is a predicted model, not a curated record.
UCAAAGUAUCUCAUUCUGAAUUAUUCUGUGCUAACUGAUAUCAAUGACAUGUGAACUGCUUUCGUUCAAAACAAACAUGGCUGAACCCUCACAUGACGGCCUUGCCCGCCGGAAACAAAGUGUAACUUACCUCACCAAACACCAACAUGUACGCGACUGCCCAUUACCUUUCAGGGUCCAAACAGUCCCUCAAUCGCGCAGCGACUUCCCCAGAGCAAGAAAGAAUACCUAACUGCCCUCCCAAAUAAAUGACUCCCCCCAUAACCCACCGCUCCACUACCGCGACAUCGUCGCUCACAAGAACCCCAAAUCUCAUCUUAUGUAGCACGAUUCCUUACCACCCUGGCCCACAAAUAUGGCGCCGAUAAAACGUAAACGCGGCACCACUGCGCCGCGCGCACCAAGAACCACCUACAGUGCGACGGCAGCGAAUGCAACCACGGGAACGGCGGGGGCGCAAAAUGCGACAACGGAGCCUGCGAAACCUGCGAAACCCGUGAGAGAGAAGCGUAAAGAGCAGCUUACCUAUGCGUCAUCGUCUGCCUCGGCCCCGUCACCGAUAAAGCCGAAGCCAGCGAGGAGAAGCAGAAAGUCUAGGGCUAUGCCGACUGCGACAGCUAGGCGCGCGGUGUCGAUCACGCCGUCGCUGAGCUCGUCGACGUCGAAGCCCUCGGCUGCGGCUGCGCCGACGUUGGAGAGGAAUGUGGAUAAUGUGGUGUUGGGCGAUAUACUGUUCAGGGCGUGGUAUCCAAGCCGGCAUGUUAAGGAGAUAGUGGGGAGGGAGGUGGUGGAGGAGAAGGAGAUGCUGGAGCGGCUUUAUGUGUGUAAGCAUUGCUUCAAGUAUAGCAAGGAGUUGAUGGGUUGGGUUGGACAUGGGAAGGCGUGCGAGAGGAGAAGAGGGGGUGCGGCGCCAAUGGUACCGGGGAGGAAGAUAUACAGUCAUGGCAAUAGUGGGUGGAGCGUCUGGGAGGUGGAUGGGGAAGUUGAUUCCCUGUAUUGCCAAAACCUGUGCCUAUUUGCGAAGCUAUUCCUCGAUAACAAGUCCGUCUUCUUCGAUGUCGCCGGCUUCAUCUACCUACUCCUCGUCCACACGAACCCGACGACAGACGAAGAGCAAGUUAUUGGCUUCUUCAGCAAGGAAAAUAUGUCGUGGGAUAACAACAAUCUCGCCUGCAUCCUCGUGUUCCCGCCCUGGCAGCACAAAGGUCUGGGGUCCCUCCUGAUCGCUGUAUCAUACGAGAUCUCGCGACGCGAGAAGAUCAUUGGCGGCCCAGAGAAACCCAUCUCUGACCUGGGGAAGAUGAGUUACAUUAAAUACUGGAGCGGCGAAGUGGCGCGCUACCUUCUGGACGUCGGGGACAUGGAGAAGAAGAAAACCAAGGUGGUGAGCCUGGAUGAGAUUAGCACGGGCACGUGGAUUUGUGUGGAGGAUUGCCUGACGGCGCUGAAGCAUAUGAACAUCGCCGUUGCGGCUGGGAAGGGGAAGGGAGACGUGCAGAGAGUCAAGAUCGACAAGCAGCAGCUCAGGGGGUGGAUGGCGGCUAGUAAGACGGGUUUGGGGCCGAUAAUUGACCCGGAUGGGUUUGUGGCGGGGUAUGGGUGUAGGGAAAGAAGUACGGAUGAGGAUAUGGGGGAUUGAAAGAGAGGACGAUUAUGGAUACGAUAUGACAGUGAUCAUGGCACUGGCCGUCUUGCCUACGAGUUGGCUCAUCAUAGCCAGACGCCAGACGAUGGAGGAACUCGGUUCGAGACUGGUUGCGGGAGGGACCUCUAAACAAAUCGAGGCUUCAGGUAUUCCGAGGCUGGAAUAUAAGUGUAGACUCCCGCAGUCUUAGGAGCAGUCUUGGAAGUGCUGGGCAGUAUCGGACUACUCAACCCUUAUGUGAGGCACAUAAAACCCACACACAUAGCAUUGGAUAACAGCUAUUUGUAAAUAGAGAGAUACCAAAGAAUUGAAUAUACCACAGCCUGUUGU